GCGACCUCCGGAGAAAUGGCAAUGGGGGGGGGCGGUUGUGGCGACUGCGCGUGCGCGCGUGCCCCGGCGGGCGGAAGUGACGUCAGGGAGACGCGCGGCGGGGAGGCCGCGGCGGCGGCGGCGAUGGCGGAGGAGGGGAAGGGGGGCGGGUACAGCGAGCACGAUGACCGCGUGGGCGGCCGGGCGUUCCCGGUUCGGCGGCGGAAGGGCCGGGGCCCGUUCCGGGGCAAGAUGUACAGCGAGGGCACCCCCCGGGGCCGGCCCCGCCGCGCCCGGCCCGACGACGACGACGGCGACGUGCCCAUGGCCGAGGCGCACGACGGGCCCCGCGGGCGCUACGUGCCGUACGCGCCGCGCUCGGGCCGCCUGGCCAACAUCAACAUCACGGUGAAGCGGGAGCCCGGGGAGCGCGGCGGCGGCGCCGGCCGCGACGGCGGCAGGAGGAGCUGGUUCAAAAUCACGUUCCACUACGACCACAACCGCGCCCAGUUCUACGUGGAGGACGCGACCACGGCGAGCGCGCUGAAGCAGGUGUCGCGGAAAAUCACCGACAGGGACAACUACAAGGGUGUUGUGUGUCCCUGUGGUGCCCUGGCGCUCCCCGGCCGUGCCCAGCUGUGCAUGAGCAAGCGCUACGACGGCUCCCAGAAGUCGCUGGACCUCAAGAGCCUCCGCGUGGACCCCGACCUGGUGGCGCAGAGCAUCGAGGUGGUGCUGAGCCAGCGCGGCUCCAUGGGGGCAGUGCUGAGGAUCAUCGAGGAGAACAUCCCCGAGAUCGCCUUCGACGUCGAGGCCCCCACGACGCUGCCGCCCUGCAAGGGCAGCUACUUCGGCUCCGACGACCUCAAGGCUUUGGUGCUGCGGUUCCUCCAGCAGUAUUACUCCGUGUACGACUCCAGUGACCGCCAGGGGCUGCUGGACGCGUACCACGACGGCGCCUGCUGCUCGCUGAGCAUCCCCUACGGCCCCCACACCCCCCCCAGGAACAGCCUGAACGAGUAUUUCAAGGACAGCCGGAACGUGAAGAAGCUGAAGGACCCCACCAUGCGCUUCAAGCUGCUGAAGCACACCCGCCUCAACGUGGUGGCGUUCCUCAACGAGCUGCCCAAGACCCAGCACGACGUCAACUCCUUCGUGGUGGACAUCUGUGCCCAGACGAACACGCUGCUCUGCUUCACCGUCCACGGCAUCUUCAAGGAAGUUGACGGCAAAUCCCGGGAUUCUGUCCGGGCCUUCACACGGAUGUUCAUCGCCGUGCCGGCCGGGAACAGCGGGUGAGGCCCCG
Passer montanus (Eurasian tree sparrow) is the source of this 1285-nucleotide messenger RNA. RefSeq names its product nuclear RNA export factor 1 (gene NXF1). Bases 16 to 1278 code for a protein of 420 amino acids. The record is from RefSeq and is a predicted model, not a curated record. NCBI's taxonomy places the organism in Eukaryota, Metazoa, Chordata, Aves, Passeriformes, Passeridae. Gene Ontology annotation, molecular function: RNA binding. Gene Ontology annotation, cellular component: nucleus; cytoplasm. The transcript has 13 exons. Gene Ontology annotation, biological process: poly(A)+ mRNA export from nucleus.